Messenger RNA from Lucilia cuprina (Australian sheep blowfly), 888 nucleotides. RefSeq lists its product as uncharacterized. Gene Ontology annotation, cellular component: mitochondrial inner membrane. Gene Ontology annotation, biological process: protein insertion into mitochondrial inner membrane from matrix; inner mitochondrial membrane organization. The record is from RefSeq and is a predicted model, not a curated record. The coding region runs from base 37 to 822 and encodes 261 amino acids. Gene Ontology annotation, molecular function: ribosome binding. The transcript has 3 exons. Lineage: Eukaryota; Metazoa; Arthropoda; Insecta; Diptera; Calliphoridae.
UAAAAAAAAAAUAAAAAAUCUUUAAAAAAUUUGAAAAUGUUAACAAAAUUUCUAUAUAAAUUAUCGAAUACAUUUUUGUUUAAUAACAAUACAACAAAAUUAAUUACAAAUUAUUGCAGGCGAUAUCCGUGUAUGAUGCGUCGGCGUUAUAUCAACAAUUGGAAACGUCAAAUGGAAUUUAAUAAUGAAAAACGUAAAAUUAUACCAAAAAUAAUAUAUUUACAUAAUCCCUGGAAAUAUUUGUGGACAAAGUUGAAUUUAUUUAAAUUUCGUUUAUUUUGGGAUUCGGAUUUUGUAGAAUCGGAAUUUAUAAGGGGUUCAAAACAGGCUGCAGUGGUUCUAACAGAUAUAAUACGAGAUCAAAAUACUCUCAAAGUAAGAGAGUUUACCACACCAAUAGGAUAUAAACAAAUAACGGAAGACAUGUCACUAUCACGUAACGAUACGCGUCUAAAAUUGGUGCGAUUCAAGACGGAACAUUUACGUCGAGCCAUACCCAUGAAAGUGACAACAAAACAUAUUUAUGGUCGCAGAUAUUGUUUUAUCGAUAUGUGGUUUGUGGGAAUGAGAAAUACAAAAGAUUUCGAUUCUGCUGAAGAAACAGUAGAAAUCAAUGAGAUCUUAAGACAACUGGAUACGGAUCUUAAAACUCCUUACGAUGUAUUGGCAGUGCCGCAUCGUAUUAUUUUUGCCGAAAUAUUCAUACGUUUUCGUCGUGAUUACACUCCAAAUUUAAAUGAAACUAAUGAUCAAGAUUGGUCGGUGUCUUUUUAUAAGAUUCUGACAUUUGAUGUGCUCAAUUACGAUAAUAAAAGAAUGUAAUAAUAAGUGAAAAUUUUAAAGAUUUUUAAUAAAAUAAAUCAAGUCCAAAUUAAAAGCAAAUCCAAA